AGACAAUUUGAGCUGAGCGGAAAAUCCAUAUCUCUCUUAUCCAUUUAGAGCAUAUGGAUCGAUUUAUAAGAAUCGAAUGUUUUGUUUUUAUGUUAUUUUGUGAUAGAAUGAAAAGAAUUCUAUAUAGAAUGGGUUGGGAAUUAUGCCUAGAUCCCGUAUAAAUGGAAAUUUCAUUGAUAAGACCUCCUCGAUUGUAGCCAAUAUUUUAUUGCAAAUAAUUCCGACAACCUCCGGGGAAAAAAGGGCAUUUACUUAUUAUAGAGAUGGGAUGUUGGCUCAAUCCGAAGGAAAUUAUGCGGAAGCUUUGCAGAAUUAUUAUGAAGCUACGCGACUAGAAAUUGAUCCCUAUGAUCGAAGUUAUAUACUAUAUAACAUAGGCCUUAUACACACAAGCAAUGGAGAGCAUACAAAGGCUUUGGAAUAUUAUUUCCGGGCGCUAGAACGAAACCCCUUCUUACCGCAAGCUUUUAAUAAUAUGGCCGUGAUCUGUCAUUACCGAGGAGAACAGGCCAUUCUACAGGGCGAUUCGGAAAUUGCGGAAGCUUGGUUUGAUCAAGCUGCUGAGUAUUGGAAACAAGCUAUAGCGCUUACUCCAGGAAAUUAUAUUGAAGCACAGAACUGGUUAAAGAUUACGAAGCGCUUUGAAUUUGAAUAAGACCACUCUCCAUUUUCAUAAAAAGGGUGGUUUGGUUGAAAAUCAAAUCAAGAAUUUCAUUAUAUCCCUUUCUUCUACCUUCAAUUUUAUAUCAUAUUUCAUAAGGAUAAACAAUAGGGAUAGGCUCUGGAACAGAAGUAAUAAAGUACAUAAAAAUCGGCAAUCUAAAUAUUCCUACCUAAUAUAUCAGGACGGUCUUAUUAAUAAUUCUAAUGAGUUAUCUUGGAAUUUUGAAUCGAAUCAAAAAAUCUAUAUUAUGCUCACUCAAGGAAAGUAGAUGUAGAUAGGGGCUUAUACCCUCAGAAAAAAAAUACACCAGCUUCUUAAAUUAAAACGUAAAAAAAGAUUUUUUUGUUAUGUCGGGAAAUAAUUUUCCAGAAUAACCAAUGUCCGUUAGGCACCUAAUCCUUAUGUCAUAAUAGAUCCGAACACUUGCCUCGGAUUGACUUCAAUAUAUAAUUGCUCCAGUGAAUAACUAAAAAAAAA
Messenger RNA from Zea mays, 1141 nucleotides. RefSeq names its product photosystem I assembly protein Ycf3. The record is from RefSeq and is a predicted model, not a curated record. NCBI's taxonomy places the organism in Eukaryota, Viridiplantae, Streptophyta, Magnoliopsida, Poales, Poaceae. Gene Ontology annotation, molecular function: protein binding. The transcript has 3 exons. The coding region runs from base 143 to 655 and encodes 170 amino acids.